Molecule: messenger RNA, 991 nt
Organism: Rosa rugosa (rugosa rose)
Lineage: Eukaryota; Viridiplantae; Streptophyta; Magnoliopsida; Rosales; Rosaceae
Product: lysine-rich arabinogalactan protein 18
Exons: 2
Coding region: 104-721 (205 amino acids)
Cellular component (GO): plasma membrane
Source: RefSeq, a predicted model, not a curated record
CCACUAUUACUCUCUCUCUCAUUUUACUCACUCUUAAGUCUUAACUCUCUCUAUCUCUAUCUCUAUCUCUAUCUCUAUCUGCGACUGUGAGCUAGCUAAAGCCAUGGAUCGCAGCACCGCCUUAACGUUCGCGUUCAUCUGCAUUAUCGUCGCCGGCGUCGGAGGUCAAGCUCCGGCUUCCGCACCCACUAAAUCUACGGCCACUCCGGCUUCGGCACCCACUAAAUCUCCCGCCACUCCCGCCCCCACCACUUCACCAUCCGCCGCUCCUUCAAAGCCCAAGUCCCCAGCUCCCGUCGCCACACCGGCCUCAACUCCGACCGCCGCUCCACCUACCCCCGUCGCCGCCGCUCCAACUCCGGUAGCCACUCCUCCCGCUAAAUCUCCGCCGACUGCUGCACCUACACCGGUCGUAACUCCGGUCAGCGCACCCCCCGCCACUUCUCCCACACCGGCCGUCGUUCCCGUAGCACCGGUUUCUCCUCCCUCCAUCGCACCUGCUGCUCCGGCUCCAAAAUCCGUGACUCCUUCAGCUGCUCCCGGUCCAGCGACUGAGAGUCCACCCGCACCGCCAGCUGAGGCCCCCGGAAUGAGCCCUGAUGCCUCAUCUCCGGGUCCUUCCGGCGCCGCAGCCGAUGAGAGUGGAGCAGAGAAGGUGCAUUACAUCAUGGUUGGAUCGAUUGCAUUGGGAUGGGGUGUGAUCAUGGCAUUGUUGUUCUAGAGAGGAAGAGAAGAUGAGAUGAGGAGGAGGAGGACAGAGAUCGAUGAUGACGGUGUUGUUGUAAUGUUGUCCUUUAUUAUUUUAAUCUUUUUUUACCAUGUUCUGUCCAUUAUUAGAGACCUAGAAUUGGAUAUUUAUUUACCAUUUGUUUUUUCUAUUAUUAUUAUUUUUUACUGGCUCUUGGUGGUGGUGGUGGUGCCUUGUGAAUUGGUUCUUUUGUAUUCUUUUGGAGACACACAUCAAUUCACUGCUUUUGUCCUCUUUUGACAA